AUGGCAAACCCAAGUAGUUAUGUUAACCUAUUAACGAGCCAAGGGGUAGUUGACCUUGGCUCAUCCGAACCUCUUUUCUUUAGCCCAUGUUCUGAUGAGGCUACUGUCAAAGAGAGGAGGAAAUGGUCACCCAAGGAGGAUGUAAUCCUCAUUGGUGCGUGGCUCAACACCUCUAAAGACCCAAUUGUGGGGAACGACCAGAAAGCGGGUGCCUUCUGGAAGAGGAUUGUAGAGUACUACAACUCCAAUCCUCUCCUGAUUGGGACAACCCCACGAGAACUUGGGCAGUGCAAGUCAAGAUGGACUAGGAUCAAUGAAGUGGUGUGCAAGUUUGUUGGCUGUUACGACCUGGCAUUGAGGGGGCAGAGUAGCGGGCAAAAUGAGAAUGAUGUGAUGAAGGCCGCGUUGGAUAUCUACCACAAUGACAUGAAACAGAAGUUCACCUUGGAGCACGCGUGGAGAGAGCUUAGGCAUGAUGUCAAAUGGUGCUCCACAAAGCGCAAAGCAGUGGAUGAUCAAGGGGCAGUGCCAGUGCCAGAGCCACAAGAGAGACCAAUAGGGGUUAAAGCUGCAAAGGCUGCUAGGAAGAGGAAGAAAACACCAAAAGAAGAAGAAUUGGCCAAGCUAGAAGGCCUGUUGGAGAUCAAAAAAGAAAUCUCAAAGCAAGGUUUGCUUGCAAGUUUGGUUGCAAAGGCCGAGCCACUCACUGAGAUGGAACUUGCUGUAAAAGCUAAACUUUUGUCUGAAAUGUUGUGA
Molecule: messenger RNA, 756 nt
Organism: Raphanus sativus (radish)
Lineage: Eukaryota; Viridiplantae; Streptophyta; Magnoliopsida; Brassicales; Brassicaceae
Product: glutathione S-transferase T3-like
Exons: 1
Coding region: 1-756 (251 amino acids)
Source: RefSeq, a predicted model, not a curated record